Gavialis gangeticus (Gharial) is the source of this 3364-nucleotide messenger RNA. It is a transcript of the gene TMEM9B, whose product is annotated as TMEM9 domain family member B. The record is from RefSeq and is a predicted model, not a curated record. Bases 118 to 681 code for a protein of 187 amino acids. The transcript is spliced from 5 exons. Gene Ontology annotation, cellular component: lysosomal membrane. Lineage: Eukaryota; Metazoa; Chordata; Crocodylia; Gavialidae. Gene Ontology annotation, biological process: positive regulation of canonical NF-kappaB signal transduction.
CGCGGGCGACGGAAGGCGGAAGUGAUGGUGCCACAGCAGCCGUCGGGAGCUAGGGAGCUGUUGUCGUGGCUCCACCGGUAAUAAAGGACCGGGCGGAUACGGAUCCGGGACUCGACGAUGGCAGCACGCGCCGGGCUGUGCUCGCUGCUGGCGCUGGCGGUGCUCGCGGGGCUUGGGGCGGCCACGAAGGAUUCAGAGGAUGUCCGAUGUAAAUGCAUAUGUCCUCCUUACAAAGACAGUCGUGGCAAUAUUUACAACAGAAAUGUUACACAGAAAGACUGUGACUGUCUUCACGUGGUUGACCCUAUGCCAGUCCUAGGACCUGAUGUGGAAGCAUAUUGCCUACGUUGUGAAUGCAAAUAUGAAGAGAGAAGCACAUACACUAUUAAGGUUACAAUCAUACUCUAUUUAUCCAUCUUGGGGCUGCUUCUGCUAUAUAUGGUGUACCUUACCUUGGUAGAACCUAUCCUAAAGAGACGUCUCUUUGGACAUUCACAGCUUAUACAAAGUGAUGAAGACAUCGGGGAUCAUCAACCUUUUGCCAACGCUCAUGCUGUGCUGGCUCGUUCUCGGAGUCGUGCCAACGUGUUGAACAAAGUGGAGUAUGCUCAGCAGCGUUGGAAGUUGCAGGUCCAAGAGCAACGCAAAUCUGUCUUUGACCGCCAUGUUGUGUUGAGUUAACUGAUAUCAAGUUGAGUUAACUGAUGACUGGAAGAAAGCAAAAUGGACUAAUGGAACUAUCUGACUUAUGUCUUCCUGCUCCUACCACUUCUGAAAGGUUCUUUAACUGGUUUGUUAUUGUUGGCAAAAAAGCAUUUGAACCUUUUGCAAGAAUGUACCAGAGUGGAAGCUAUUAAAAAAUAAACAGUUGUAAUUAGCCCAAAGCUAAUAAUUCUUUGUUUUCAGAUGGCUUUUGCUAACAGAACUAAAAAAACAAAAUCAAAGGUAUCUUUGGAUGUAACUCUGAUACUUUAUUUAUCAUUAUGACUUUAAGAUGGUUUUUAAAUAUAUAUUUCUCACUUCUGCUUCUGUGAUUUAAGAAGUAACAGGGAAUAUACUUGGUCACAAGAGUUUGGUUACAACUCGCUAAUCACUUUACACAGACUUUUGUAAAUAUACUUGGGGUUUCUCCUGGUUACUUAGAGCUGUGUAUUAGGAACCUAAAUCUUGUGGUGUAGUUUUCAUUUUUAAGAUUAGUGGGUGGUAUUCAUCACUUGAUUUGUGCACUGAUUCUUUGAGGAAGCUUAAAUGGACAGUGACUGUUGAUGAGCUGCAGACUUAAAGUACUGUGAUGUAGAUAAAUUCUAAUGCAGUGCACAUUAAGCCAGUUUGGCAUUUUACUCGCUUGAUUUGAUCAUUUAAUGCGUUGUGUAUGGUAUCUUACCAAAAAUCUUUUCCCGUCUCUUCAUGAGUAAAGUCUCAGGAGUUAGUAUAUGAUAAAGUAUUUAUUUUACAACAACCACAAGGAAAAAAACCUUUUGCAUUUGUCUCCAGUGAUGGUCUAAUGCACAUACCUUUAACUAGCGCCUGUCAUCUUGGGACUAGCUGUACUUUUUUUUAACUGUGGUUCUGUACUCAUCCCUCUGAGAGGUGUAUACAGGUUAUUAACUUUCAUAUAUCCUCUUUGGAAUGUAACAAUUAAAAAUGAUUGUGCUGAUUUUGAAAAGCCUACUUGCUGUUGCUGUAUUUCAUAAUUUCUUGGAUGGCAAGAAGGGAGAAAUACUUUACAUUUUUUAAACCGUUUUGCUAGGUACAUCAGAUUAUAUGUAUUAAUGUUCAAUGUUUCAGUUGGGGAAAGCAUGACUCAGGACUGGCAAUUGAGUACAGAUUACUUCUAAUUGAAUUCAUAUCCAGUGUUGGUAGUAGUACCUGCAAGUUAUUCCCAUUUUGAUGGGAAGUCUUGUCACUGCUCUGUGUGCAAUAAAAGCUAAAAUAAGUUAGCUACAGUCCAACUUCCAGUAGGAAAAAUAGCAAAAUAUCCAUGCUUAGUUCUGCUGGGUGCUCUUGUUUGCGCUUACAGCAGCAGAACAGAGGAGAACAAACCCCUGCUGCUUCCCUGAAUCCAGGUGCAGAUGGAUAUUGCAGCUGAGCCACAACCAUCCUUGCACUGCCAUAUUUCUGUGCAGAUCAAGGACUUCACUCACUUCUCAGUACAGUCACUGCACCCAUUUCAUGAAAUCCAGAACUCUUUCAGUACCAGUAGGGUUAUCGUGUGCUUUUACCUGUAGUAAAAAAAAAAAAUCACUUGCUAGUAGAAGAUUGAGAGCCAGUGAGCCAGCAGAGUGAGAAACCAAGCUUUAGUUACUAUUGCUUUUCUCAGCACCCAAACUCAUGACUCCCAAAUCAACAGGGGCAACAAUGCCCUCAUCCUCCAUAGAGGAAAUAUAAUGUUGCAAUUCUUUGCUUCACCGUCAUUUGUUCUGUACCAUUUCAGACGGCUGCCCUACCAGCAGCCUUACUCCUUACAUGUCUUCUCCAAAGAAGCCUUGAAGGGAGGGAAAUGGUGGUCCUUACAACAAAGGUCUUGAAAUGUUUUGAAUUCCACAUAUACUAGCCUUCUUUCUGAUGUAAAGGUAGCAGCAAGCAAGUCUAUGUUCUAAAUCUUGGAUGGGUCUCCCCAGGAAGAGAAAGUGCAACUCUUUCAGCACUGCAGAUUCACAGUCAGUAAUUUUAGGUUGUGCUUGAAAAUUAUUAAGAAAAUGAGCUGAUCAAUAGGAAAUCCAGUUAGUCCUAAAUAAAAAUGCUCAUUUUAAUGCAGAUGAAAAUGGAGAUUUAUCAAAUGAGUUAACUUAAUAUACAUUGGAUUCAAGUUAGAAUGUGCUUUUAAUACUGGAUACAAACUUCACAAACUCAUUGGGCAGCUUUAAUAUGUAGCAGAGUCCCACUUUUAAAAGCUAUGGUUACUGAUAAGACGGCUGCAGAAUGUGUGUUGCUAUUGCCUUGUGCCCUGUCAAUGUCUUCCUUGGUCCAGCACACCCAGGCUCUGCAUCUCAUGGAAAUUCCCAUAGAGAAAACGUGGGCCUUUCUCACUCCUGAAGUGAUGCAAAUGGAGCAGAGAAGGUUUAGAGUCCGACCCAGUGCAGAGAUCCUGGAAAUAGCAAACCCAAGAGACCACUGAAGAUUGCUCAAAACAAAACUGAUCUUGUGACACUACCAUAAAAUCAAUUUAGUUGAAAAUACCAGUUUCAUGUACCCCUUAUUCAAAUAUAUUGAUUUGUGUAUUUAAUGAAAACAUGAAGGUCUAGAUAUUUUUUUAUGCUGAUUAUGUAGUGAGAGGUAAAAUUUAAUUAAAUGAAAAGACGUUCAUUACAGCAAAUUGCUGCAGCAUAUGGAUGAGAGAUAUAAAUAAAACAUCUUCCUGAUU